UUCAUUCAAUGAUACGAGAUCGACAUUUUUAAUUAUUAGCAUAUCAAAACAAGCUACCAGACUCCCACCUCAGAAUAUUCUGCAUGCCUUUGACACCCAGGUCAGCUCGAGUCUAACAACGAAGUAAUGUUAUUCAUUGUUAUUAGAAAUAAGGCCCAUAACAACGCGCUUAACGUACGCCAGGUGCGCAUUCGCUAAUUUAAGUUGAAUUACACAACUCAGUGGAAUACACACAUAUCUCUUUACGACUUGACAGGCAGUACGCGUCAUUAGUCUAUGUACGGGUAGGGAAACCUCAGUAUGUGAUACACCUUCGUCACACUUCAGUCGUCAGCUUCAUUAUCAGCGGGUAUCGACUUCAAACUAUUUGUCAAGGCCUAGAUACACAAAGAAAUAACAUCUAUAUCGUUUCAUUCUACACGCAGAAUGUUUCCAUUUCGUCAGACUGUGGCCAUUUUCCUGAUGGUUACAAAUGUGAUGCUGCUCUCUGUCCUGGUGUUUAAAACAUCACAGCUGUACACGAAACCGCACUCUACCAUCUUCAGUAACUCGGAGAUCUGUCACAAGGUCACAUGUAAACCAGAAGAGACGUGCUGUGACGUCACUGCAACCAACAAAACCGUCAAUGGUUCUUCGUCUUGCUGUUACGAUGGCUACGGGGAACGUAUUCGUAGUAUUAUGCGAAAGCACCUGGAAGAUAACUAUGAAAGAGAUAUAAAGCAUGAUAACCAUCUCCAGAGGGUGAGGAAAGUUGCUGCUGUUGUAAACGAAGACAAAACUCAACAGAAACCCGCUGCUCAUCUUCAGAUGGACCCUGAUGCGCGGUACGACAAAGAUAAACUUAUCUCGACUCUCCGGUGGAAAACAAAUGGGAAGAGAUCGUUUGUGAAAGACGGACUCAGUGUCGUUGAGGAAGGGAUUUGGGUGGAGAAAGAAGGGUACUAUUUCAUCUACAGCAAUGUCGUGUUUUACAGCAACCAGACUAAGGAAAUCGAGCACGCCAAACUUUAUCAUAACCUGUACAAACGCGUUCCCACGACACCAAUGUCCACAGUCCAAGAGCUGUCGUCCAACCCGCAGUCGACGUGUAACGUCCGACGAGGGAAGCCCGCCUUCGCGCCAUCCUACAUCGGUGCUGUCUACCAUCUGGAGGUCGGGGCCACGGUGAUGGUGAGGACGUCGUCGGUGGAUAGACUUGUCAAACAGCCACAGUCGACGUACUUCGGAAUUUACAUGAUUUAAUAGUUCCCACUAGAGACUAUUACUGUUCGCUGUUCAUCUAAUGUUUGUUUUGUUUAACGACACCACUAGGAACGAAGGAAAUGUUUUAUUUAACGACGCACUCAACACAUUUUAUGUACGGUUAUA
Gigantopelta aegis is the source of this 1368-nucleotide messenger RNA. Its product is annotated as lymphotoxin-alpha-like. The record is from RefSeq and is a predicted model, not a curated record. The coding region runs from base 427 to 1242 and encodes 271 amino acids. Gene Ontology annotation, biological process: immune response. Gene Ontology annotation, molecular function: tumor necrosis factor receptor binding. Gene Ontology annotation, cellular component: membrane. Lineage: Eukaryota; Metazoa; Mollusca; Gastropoda; Neomphalida; Peltospiridae. The transcript is spliced from 5 exons.